Cornus florida is the source of this 690-nucleotide messenger RNA. RefSeq lists its product as uncharacterized. The coding region runs from base 1 to 690 and encodes 229 amino acids. The record is from RefSeq and is a predicted model, not a curated record. Gene Ontology annotation, molecular function: nucleic acid binding; RNA-DNA hybrid ribonuclease activity. NCBI's taxonomy places the organism in Eukaryota, Viridiplantae, Streptophyta, Magnoliopsida, Cornales, Cornaceae. The transcript is spliced from 2 exons.
AUGGAUUUUGGGGGUUGUUAUCCUACAUUAUGGCCCAAGCGGUGGGUGGAUCUAACCGAGAAGUGGAAUCAGUUUUCCUGUCCUACGCAGUGCCUAAGCCUUGCCUCGUUUAUUUGUUGGACUCUCUGGAAAUGUCGAAAUGAUCUUCUCUUUAAUCAUCGUCGUUGGGAUCCGUUUGAGGCCUCUCAAAAAGCUCUUACGGAUUUUUUUGAAUUUCAGGAGAUCCAUCGGCAGUCUCAGUUACUUUCUUUCCUGCCUUCGUUAUCCCCAACGUUUCAACAUCCUUUAAAAUGGAGCCCUCCACCUAUGGGGUUUUUCAAACUUAACAUUGAUGCGGCUUUUAAUCCAGCUCGUCCUUCUCAGACUGAAGGCCUUGUCCUCCGUGAAAGUCUUUCACUAAUCCAUCUUUGGGGCUAUUCAAAUGUUAUUGUUGAAGGGGAUUGCCAGCCAGUGAUGAAGCUUAAAUCUUCAAUUGAGUCCUUAUAUGUUGUUUUUGCUGAUGUAUCUCAUCUUCUCUCUGUAUGUAAGGGAUCUUCUUUGGCAUGGGCUCCUAGGAGUGUCAAUGGUGUAGCUCAUUUAGUGAGCAAAUCGGCUUCGUUGGUUGAGAGUGGUGAUCUGGAGUGGAGUGUUUGGCCUAAAUGGCUUCUGGAUGCUCUUUCUCUUGACUGUAAUUUUGCUUUUUCUCAAUAA